This is a messenger RNA of Micropterus salmoides (largemouth bass), 7535 nucleotides long. Its product is annotated as period circadian protein homolog 2-like. Gene Ontology annotation, molecular function: transcription corepressor binding; transcription cis-regulatory region binding. Gene Ontology annotation, cellular component: cytoplasm; nucleus. Lineage: Eukaryota; Metazoa; Chordata; Actinopteri; Centrarchiformes; Centrarchidae. The record is from RefSeq and is a predicted model, not a curated record. Gene Ontology annotation, biological process: entrainment of circadian clock by photoperiod; circadian regulation of gene expression; negative regulation of transcription by RNA polymerase II.
GCCGGAGAGGAACUGCUGGCUACUGUGUCAACCUGUCUAAGUCCCGUCUCCCAUUGAGGAACACUGGAUGUUUUAACUGAAUGUUUUAUUCACUGGUCGGUUCUGCUUUUACUUCACACUAAGGACGUCCGGAGAAGCGAUUUUUAUUACGGCAGCACAGUCUGCAUCCCCACUGCUGAGGCAUCAACUCCAUUUACAUCCCAGUGCCAUGCACUUAAUGGCAUUACCUUAUGGAAGGUAACUUAAUCGCCCAUCUUUCGCCCUUUGGCCCAUCCCAUGUCUGAGGACAGUGAUCCAAAGCACUACCUGUACUCAGCCCUGGACGGGCGCGAACGGAACCUUGGAAGGGUCGGUUUUCAGGUGGAAGAAGAGGAGCGCUCUCACUGCGGCUCCAUUAGCCAACUUCUCGGCAUGGCCACUUACAACAAGGGUUGUGACGGGCGGGAUGGGGUCGAACUGGAAGGAGAGUUAGGAUUGGCCUCCGAGGGGAGCGACAGCGGCCACGAGCACCCGGCCUCGCCGCGGUCCCCGCACGACGACAGGAAGCGGCCGCGCCAACCCUUACACGAGGAUGUUGAGAUGGGUGGCAGCGGCUCGAGUGGGAGCGGGACAGAAUCCCACGGUAACGAGUCGCACGGCAAUGAGUCCCAUGGCAAUGAAUCUGUGGGCAGCUCAAAUGGCAAUGGCAAGGACUCCGCUCUCAUGGAGUCUUCAGGGAGCAACAAGAGCUCAAACUCUCACAGCCCGUCGCCGCCAAGCAGCUCCAACGCCUUCAGUCUGGUGAGCUCUGAGCAGGACAACCCUUCAACCAGCGGCUGCAGCAGUGAACAGUCAGCCAAAGCUAAGACACAGAAGGAGCUCUUCAAGACCCUUAAGGAGCUGAAAAUGCACUUGCCGUCGGAAAAGAGGAGCAAGGGCAAGUCCAGCACGGUCAACACGCUUAAAUAUGCACUGCGGUGUGUCAAACAAGUGAAAGCCAAUGAGGAAUACUACCAGAUGCUGAUGGUUAAUGACAGUCAGCCACCAGGGUUUGAUGUGUCCUCCUACACCAUUGAGGAAAUCAACAGCAUCACCUCUGAAUACACCCUCAAAAACACUGAUAUAUUUGCUGUAGCUGUCUCGCUCAUCACGGGGAAGAUUGUUUAUAUCUCAGACCAGGCGGCGUCCAUCUUGAACUGCAAGCGGGAGGUGUUUAACAAUGCCAAGUUUGUGGAGUUCCUGACGCCUCAGGAUGUCAGCGUGUUCUACAGCUUUACCACGCCCUAUCGCCUGCCCUCAUGGAGCAUGUGCACCGGAGCAGAGUCGUCUCCCACGGAGUGCAUGCAGGAGAAAUCCUUCUUUUGCCGCAUCAGUGGUGGUAAGGAACGUGAAGGGGAUCUCCAGUACUAUCCUUUCCGUAUGACUCCUUACCUGAUGAAAGUCCAGGAUUCUGAGCUGGGUGAGGACCAGUUCUGCUGCCUCCUGCUGGCUGAGAGGGUGCACUCUGGGUACGAAGCACCCAGAAUUCCUCCUGACAAACGUAUCUUCACCACCACGCACACACCCAACUGUGUGUUUCAGGAUGUGGAUGAGAGGGCUGUUCCCCUCUUGGGUUACCUCCCUCAGGACCUGAUCGGGACCCCCGUGCUACUCAAUCUGCACCCAAGUGACCGACCCCUACUGCUUGGUGUGCAUCGCAAAAUUCUGCAAUAUGCUGGUCAGCCGUUCGAUCACUCCUCGACCCGUUUCUGUACAAGAAACGGCGAGUACAUCACCAUCGACACCAGUUGGUCCAGCUUUGUCAACCCGUGGAGCCGCAAGGUCUCCUUUGUCAUUGGCAGGCAUAAAGUCCGCAUGGGUCCUGUGAAUGAAGAUGUUUUUGCAGCACCUGCUUUCCAUGGAGGGAAGAUCAUGGACUCGGACAUACAAGAAAUUAGUGAACAGAUCCAUAGGCUGCUACUCCAACCGAUCCACAACAUGGGCUCCAGCGGUUAUGGUAGCCAUGGCAGCAAUGGUUCCCACGAGCAGCAAGUGAGCAUCUGCUCGUCCAGUGAGAGCAAUGGGAACGCCACGACGGGGAAGACGGUGGAGGAGACAGGCAAGGCCAAGCCUCCCAGGACGUUCCAGGAGAUUUGUAAAGGGGUCCACAUGCUGAAGAACCAGGACUCCCAGGUCUGCCUGCGCUCCCCUCCCCCAUCACCAUUGCCAUCCAAGUCUGAGCAGAAGAAGCCCACUGACACAGCAGCAGGUCAGAGGAGUCCUGCAGUGCGCCAGAAGGACUCUGUGCCCCCCCAUCAGGUCAGAGACAGUACUGCAGCCAGCAUUGAGGACUUUGCCUGCAAAAACCACACUGUCCACUCCUACCAGCAGAUUAGCUGCCUUGACAGUGUCAUCAGGUACCUGGAGAGUUGUAUACCCAUCACAGUGAAGAGGAAGUACCAGUUCUCCUCCAACACCACCUCCUCCAACUCAGAUGAGGACAAGAAGGGCUCAGAGGAUGACAUGCAAGUGCCUGAAGAUACAAACCCAGACUCUUUGAUGCUAGAUGCCCAACCAGGCCUGUCAAACAUGAAAGCACCAAAGAAGCCUCCAUCUGGGGCAGCUGCGGUGGUGGGAAGCCCCCUGGCACCCCUCACCCUGCCCAGCAAGGCUGAGAGUGUGGUAUCCAUCACCUCACAGUGCAGCUACAGUAGCACCAUCGUGCACGUGGGAGACAAGAAGCCUCAGCCAGAGUCUGAGAUUAUCGAGGACGUGGCAGAGAGCCCUGCACCCCUAGCUCUGCCUCUCAGCGUGGUGUCUCCGCCCAGCCAGGAGAAGGAAGCCUACAAGCGGUUGGGACUGACCAAACAGGUGCUGGCCGCACACACCCAGAAAGAAGAGCAGGCCUUCCUCACCCGCUGCCGAGAGCUCCGCAACGCCAGGACCUUCCAGAAGGACUAUUCCACACAUCUGCUCAAGCAGAGGGGUCCAGCCACCACUGAAGGAUCAUCUAGACCACGAGGUGCAGCCAAACAGGGCACCACCAGGCCCGAAACUACUGCCAAGAAGGGCAUCCGCAACCGGAAGUCCAAGAAACCACGGAUGAAGCAUCCUGAUUCGUCAGAUAGCGCUGUAUCGAACCGCAAACCCCGGCCCCCUCUCCAGGGUCUCAACCAAACCUCAUGGUCCCCUUCAGAAGCAUCCCAGUCCGCUUUUAAUGUCUCCUACCCAGCCAUGGUGCCUGCCUACCCACUCUACCCCCCAGCACCUGCUGCCCCAGCUCAGGUCCCCCACACUGACCCAUCCCUUUCUGCAGGCUUUGGAGAGGGGCAAAGCACCCAAGCCCCUCCUACUGCCACUCCAUUUCCUGCACCAAUUGUUACACCUGUGGUGGCUCUGGUGCUACCCAAUUAUAUCUUCCCCCAAAUAGGACAGUUAGGACAGCUGGGGGCUGCUCCUAGACCAGCGUUUUUCCCUGAGCAGACCCAAACGCAGCCGACAUACACUACUCAGCAGCCCUUUCAGCCCCCACAGCCGGCCUACAACAUUCAAACACAACCCCCCUACACCAGCCAACCGCCAUUCCCGUUGCAGACUGCCUUUAACCCGCAGCAGCCGUUCCAAACAACUCACACCCCCUAUGCUACCCAGCAACCUUUCCAGGCCCCCCAGACGGCAUUUACCCCCCAGCAGCCAUUUCAAACUGCUCAGACGCCCUUCGCCACCCAGCAACCUUUCACGACCCCGCAGACUGCCUACACUACCCAGCAGCCCUUCGCUGCCCAGCCUUCUUUCCCAGUGCAGACUCAAUUUGUGGCUCAAGCUCCAUAUUCAGCUCAGGCCUUCCCUUACAGUCUAGCCUCCGAGCCCUCUAAAGCCUUGGCUGUGGAGCCCCGAGAGGGGGCGGCAUCGCGUUCCUCCACCCCAGCUUCUGGAGCGAGGGAGCCCGCCACGUCACCGCCGCUGUUUGAGUCGCGGUGCAGCUCCCCCCUGCAGCUCAAUCUGCUGAGCAUGGAGGAUGGACAGCGCUCAGUGGAACGGCAGGACAGCACAGCACUCCCUGCUGGAGGCCAGGGCAACAGUACAGCCGGAGCAGCAGGGGAAAAGAACGGAGGCGCGGCCCAGUCUGAAAACCACCAGCAGGUGGAGUCUCCAGUAGAUGGGGCUCACAGCGAUGGUAACUCCUCAUCCUGCGACUUGCUGGACAUCCUGCUGCAGGAGCAAGAGGACUCCCACUCUGGCACUGGAUCAGCCACCUCUGGAUCCAUGGGCUCAGGAUCGGGCUCUGGAUUGGGCUCCGGAUUGGGCUCAGGCUGUCGUACAUCAGCUAGUGGAGCUUCUGGCAGCAGAACAGGGAGCAGCAACACCAGCAAAUACUUUGGCAGCAUUGACUCCCUGGAACACGACCCCAAAGCCAAAGCCAAGACAAGAGGCGAAGAAGGCUCUGAAGGCAGCCAGUCACAAACCAAGCUCUCAACCCAAGCAGAUGGAGAGCAUUUCAGCAAAUACGUUCUCCAGGAGCCCAUCUGGCUGCUGAUGGCCAAUGCUGACGACAAGGUCAUGAUGACCUAUCAGAUGCCUGCCAGGGACAUUCAGAAGGUUCUGCGAGAAGACAAAGAGAGGCUGAGACAGAUGCAGAAGAGCCAGCCUCACUUCUCCUCAGACCAGCGACGAGAGCUCGUGGAGGAAUACCCCUGGAUGAGGAGGGGAGGCCUGCCUGCUGCGAUCAAUGUGAAGGAGUGUGUAUACUGCGAGGAUGCAGCAGCAGACCCCAUCGAGGAGGACAUGCCAGACAUGGACAUGGGCGAGCUGGGUGAAGAGUUUAGGCAAGAGAGCCAGAACGCUCCGACCCAAUCAGAGGAACCUCAGUCUCAACCAGACGUUGGCUCCUGAACACACACACUGCCAGCAGGGGGACACACUCGACCAGCCAUGGACCCUCAUGAUGCGCACACACAGACACACACAUACACAAUGUGGAUGUGAGACAAACACACACAACAUGAACUCAAGCAGAACUCUGUGUUGCCAUUGUGGUGAAAUAUGAGGAUGUGCGUCCGUGUGUUGUGUAGAGGAAAACUGCUGAAGUGCAGUUCUUAUUGUGCCCAUACAGGGGGCAGUAACGCUCUGAGGGUCUUUGUAUGCAUGACCCUCAGAUAGUACUUUUGCCAGCUCACACACACUUUCUCUCUCUAAAAUGACCUGGACCCUGCCUGUGUUGUUGGUAACCUUCAGAUUUUUUGUUUUUUAUUUAAUUGUUUCCCAUUUUUGUCAGUCAACAGAGCUUCACAGCAACAUGAGCACUUAUUCUAAAAAAAGACUAAAUUAAUAGUAUUAAAAUAUAUUUGUUUAAAAAAAAAAAAAUAUAUAUAUAUAUAUAUAUAUAUAUAUAUACUUUGGCAAAAAUAAUUGUCAUUCAACAGUUUUAAAAUGUCAUUAACAAAGAGCCCAGUAUUGCUGUGUAAAUACUCUGCUACCAGACAUUAUGUUUGUGUUGUCCUUGUUUUGCCACAUGGUCCCAUUGAAGCCACAGGAUCCCCCUUGUUUUCCCACGAGGAACUAUGUAGAAUGGUUUUAGUCCUCAAUGGAUGAUGUAGUCAGGGUCCAAGGGCAGGAACUCCCACUUUUGUAUCAUGGAUGAGUUUUUACCCCACUACUUUUCUCAGACCUGAGAAUUUGCAAUAUCCAGGCACAGCAGUGGUAGAACCUGACUCAACAGCCAACACAGUGACAUCUAGGCUGAACUUUCCAGUGACAAUCUGAUACAUAGUGCAAGCUGUCCAUUUAUCUAAGUAUCUUAUUUAUUUUCUACCAGAUAAUGUAUCUAGAAUAGUUUUCUUUUUUUUUUUUAAAGCUAAAGCCAAAUCCAUUCAGCUUAAGGACAGUAUUUAUACAGUACAAAUAACAGUUGACAGGUGUUGACAAUUAACUUCACGGGAUAUUUAAAGCCACUUUACUCUUAAAACUAGAGCCUUGAAGUGCUGUAUGCCUCUGCCGACCUUUAAACAGCACAGGUGCUAUGAAGAAGUGGGCAUCAUCACAGAUUAAGAAGCUGUUGAAAUAUUUUUUCUUAUAGAAAAAAAAUCAACAUCAGAACAUUGAUGCAUGAAAAGCAGAGGUAAAGAGGAUGGUUGUUUUCUUUUUUAAGAGAACGAUGUAUCCGUGUACUGAAAUUGUUGAGUAAUUUUCUUUUUCUGUCAAUAUGGUGCAGUUCUUCUACAAAAUGUAAUUUUUAGAUCAAAACAGUGCUAUUUAGGAAUUUUUACAUUAUGCAAAACGACAUUGUCUCCUUUUUCAGAGACAUUUAUUUUCUCAUUUUGUCACAGAUUUUUCCAGCUUAAAAAAUAGGAACACACACUUAAUGAACUGCUUUACCACACCGAGGACCUUUUUUCUCUUUUUUUCCUCUGAUUUUUCUUUUUUUUUUUCUUUUACAAUACUGGCAAAUUUUAAGCACCAGGCGGACGAGGGAAGGACUCUAAACCCUAGGGCUUUGCAGAUGUGUGUGCAGCAGUACAGAUCCUUUCAAAGGGUAGCAUGAUAUCGUGCUUUCAACAGAGGUCAAUACUGAGCACUUAAAUAUAGAUUGUAGUUGGAAGACAGCAUUACAAUUGUAGCAUAUAAGGGGACCAUGUUGCCUCAGUUAUGUAGGAACCUGGGUUACGCAGGAAAUGGUGCAUACAAUACAUGCAUGCAUCAGCAACCGUGGAAGCCCCUUGUUAUCUAACAUGUAGUGUUGAGGAAACUGUGAUCCACAUUGGCCCCCUGUAGUCGAGGUAAACAGUACUACAGAGAAACUGUUGGGGCUUGUGAAUGUAAGAGACUGGACCAAGAGCAUCUCAGUGGCUUAGUUUGUUUUCAUGAUUCUUUUUUUUUUUUUAUUGUUACUGUUUUUUUCUUGUGUGUUUUGUAGUAUUUGUUUGACGAAUGUGGACACUUUUGAGUGUCAUUGGGGAUGGACCCUACCUCUAAUAAAUCCCAGGUCAUGUUACUGUACACAGGACAUUACAUGUGUGUGCAUGUGGGCAAAGCACAAUGGACAGAGCGGUCAGAUACUCGAGUGAUUCCUGUGAGUGAUGGGUUUGUACUGCGAGUCUCUGCCUUAGAUUGGCAUAGGGUUUGUUGACUCCUUCUGAAUGCACAGAGAGGACAGGCACCUGUCACCACCUUUAGCAACCACAAUCUAUCUCUGUCUUUUGUCUCUUUUCUGUGCAAAAUAUCUCGAAGGGGGCCUCCAACGCCCACCUGUGUGUAAACCAUUAAGAAUGCGUGAAUGGAAACUAAAAUAUGUGGAAAUAAGCUGUUGAGAUGUUGGGAGUAAGAGUGAUGCUGCCUUGCAUACAGGGAAUCCAUUUUUAAAUGAAUUGCACACUGGUGGGUGGUCGGAAGCACUCUGAUCUAUAAAUUCAUACACACGGUACUGGCACAUGAUGCUAUGUACAGUCAUGUAAAUGUGUUUAAUUGCCAUUGUAUGAGUCUGUGGUAUGCUAAACUAGCACAGUCCUGUGCAUUUUUGUAGGUAAGAUGUGUUGUUUGCAACAUGGAGACAAUGUUAUAAUAAAACUACAGAAAUAUCA